This is a messenger RNA of Spodoptera littoralis (African cotton leafworm), 1776 nucleotides long. The record is from the annotation of a GenBank genome assembly. Lineage: Eukaryota; Metazoa; Arthropoda; Insecta; Lepidoptera; Noctuidae.
AUGUUUGAUAGUAACAUUCUUUUUAAUUUCUACAAUGAGAUUGCUAAUAGAAGUGCACUACAGUUGGCAAGUGCUGGAAUGAUGGGCGAGGGCUUGCUGACUCUGACGUACGGCAAGCACCACGCCUGCAUCCUGAACGAGGUGGGAGCAGCGUGGCGUGGAGCCCGCUACUCAGACCUAGUUCUGGUUUGCGACGACGCUGUACCGCUGGCCGCGCACAGGAUCGUCAUGGCCGCCGCUAGCCCACUUAUCAGGAAAAUACUAGAUGAUACGCCAUCUGUCGAGAGUCCGGUCACGAUUCACAUGUCGGGGAUCAGCAGUACUCUCAUGAGGCAUCUCCUUGUAUUCUUGUACAGCGGCCAAGCCUACAUUGAGUCUGGUGAAAUAGAUGAUAUGCAAGAGCUUUUCGAGUUAUUGGAAAUAAAAUCAGACGUUUGGAAAUCAACAAAGGAACGACAACAGGCUGAAGAACGGAACCGAUCGUGCGACAGAUUAAAAUCAAAAUCAUUGAAAACAGAUAUCAACAGCAAUGAGAGCAGUAAACACGAUGCACCCUCAGGAUCUUCACAUUCUGAGAGUGAGCUCGUUACCCCUGGCGCGGGUUACAGCAAAGACAAAGAUGAAAGCAUGAGCAUAAAGAAAGAAAAUAUGUCGACCAGUAGCAACGAUGAAAGAGAGGAAGAAGAACAAGACGGAGAAAACAGGGACAAGGAAUGCGGACGACUUAUGGCAAGACGAAGAAGCUCUUCAAACCCGGUCAACUUAUCACUUGCAAGGAAUUCAGAAAACACAGGCAGUGAACAUGACGACUCACAAGACGUUGAUGUAGAAACGGUUGCGGCAAAGAACAUUGCAAGAAGAAGGUCAACAUCGUCAAGUCAAGAUGAUCAACCACAAGAGACCCACUACCGGAGACAGUUGCUCAGUGAUCGAUUAGGACGAGGAAUCGAAAGAGCCAAAAGGAAAUCACAUUACUUAGAACCCCCAGAGUUAGAUUUACGAACUGUCAAGUUAGAGGAUUACGCACAUCUUAAGCCACCCGACCAGGACCUUAUAUCAUUGGUGCAGACUUCUCCAGAAAACUAUGUCGUCACGCCUCAUCGAAAACGAAGACCCGGCUUCCACAAUUCACCGUCACAGAAUCCUCCAUUUGUAUCAUUCCCCCCGAGUUACUUAGAAGAAAUGGCACACCUCCGAUACACACAGGGACCUGGCAGUGCCGCCGCAGUAGCCAGUGCUCGGCUCGGAGUAUUACAUCCACUGAGCACGUCAGCGCCGCCGUACUUACCUGAAAGGAGUGCCACUCCCCCCACAGCAACGCACGAGGACGCUCUCAAAUACCGACCUCCUAGUGCGGGUUCGUGGGGUCCGUGGCUAUGUCAACCACAAAUGGGUGGAGAUGACACACCCACGCCUGAACACGAUCAAGGUUCGAGUAAACAAGCACCAGUUCGAGAGUAUCGCUGUGAAUAUUGUGGCAAGCAGUUCGGUAUGUCGUGGAAUCUCAAGACUCACUUACGAGUGCACACUGGAGAGAAACCGUUCGCUUGUCGACUGUGCGUCGCUAUGUUCAAACAGAAGGCCCAUUUGCUGAAACAUUUGUGUUCGGUUCAUCGCAAUGUGAUAUCGUCCAGCGAGAAUGAUGGACGGACCAACACGCCGGGACGGUUCAAUUGCUGUUUCUGUCAGCUCACCUUCGAAGCGUUACCAGAACUCAUCCGGCACUUAUCAGGACCACACAACAGUUUGCUUCUCAGUAAGAACCUACACGAAUGA